GUGUGUGGAAGUCUGCAAGGAGAGCGAGCCACCUAGCAUGGCCCCGCCCAACCAGUCAGUAGAAGGCUUUCUCCAGGAGGCCUCCAACAGAUCCCUGAACACCACGGAAACCCCGGAGGCCUGGGAUUCAGGGAUCCUACAGGCGCUCAAGAUCUCCCUGGCCGUGGUCCUUUCCAUCAUCACGCUGGCCACCCUCCUGUCCAACGCCUUUGUACUGACCACCAUCCUGCACACCAGAAAGCUGCACACCCCGGCCAACUAUCUCAUUGGCUCCCUGGCCACCACUGACCUCCUGGUUUCCAUCUUGGUCAUGCCCAUCAGCAUCGCCUAUACCAUUACCCGCACUUGGAACUUUGGCCAAAUCCUGUGUGACAUCUGGGUGUCUUCUGACAUCACGUGCUGCACCGCCUCCAUCCUGCACCUCUGCGUCAUUGCUCUGGACCGGUACUGGGCCAUCACYGACGCCCUGGAGUACAGUAAGCGCCGGACGGCUGGCCACGCGGCUGCCAUGAUCGCCGUGGUCUGGGUCAUCUCCAUCUGCAUCUCCAUCCCACCCCUCUUCUGGCGGCAGGCCAAGGCUCAGGAGGAGAUGUCCGACUGCCUGGUGAACACGUCUCAGAUCUCCUACACCAUCUACUCCACCUGCGGGGCCUUCUACAUCCCGUCCAUCUUGCUCAUCAUCCUCUACGGCCGGAUCUACCUGGCCGCCAGGAGCCGCAUCCUGAACCCGCCCUCGCUCUAUGGCAAGCGCUUCACCACKGCGCAGCUCAUCACGGGCUCCGCGGGCUCCUCGCUCUGCUCGCUCAACCCCAGUCUCCACGAGGGCCACUCGCACGCGGCCGGCUCCCCGCUCUUCUUCAACCACGUGAAGGUCAGGCUCGCCGACAGCGUCCUGGAGCGCAAGAGGAUUUCUGCUGCUCGGGAGAGGAAAGCCACCAAGACGCUGGGGAUCAUUCUGGGGGCCUUCAUCGUCUGCUGGCUGCCCUUCUUCGUGGCCUCCUUGGUCCUCCCCAUCUGCCGGGACGCCUGCUGGCUCCACCCCGCCCUCUUUGACUUCUUCACCUGGCUGGGCUAUUUCAACUCGCUCAUCAACCCCAUCGUCUACACCGUGUUCAAUGAAGACUUCCGCCACGCGUUCCAGAAAGUGGUCCACGUCCGAAGGGCCUCCGAGUCUCAUUAG
Molecule: messenger RNA, 1180 nt
Organism: Urocitellus parryii (Arctic ground squirrel)
Lineage: Eukaryota; Metazoa; Chordata; Mammalia; Rodentia; Sciuridae
Gene: Htr1d
Product: 5-hydroxytryptamine receptor 1D
Biological process (GO): adenylate cyclase-activating adrenergic receptor signaling pathway; positive regulation of MAPK cascade; vasoconstriction
Cellular component (GO): plasma membrane
Molecular function (GO): G protein-coupled serotonin receptor activity
Source: RefSeq, a predicted model, not a curated record